AUGGGAGAACUCGGUGCCCCGUCUCUGUUCAGCACUGCCAAAGCGCAGUGCAUCAAAGCUGCUCCAAGUCUUACUGACAUCGGAGACUUCGAGUACAUGCAAAUCCGCGACAUCCUCAAGGCAGUCAAAAAACCCGAACAGUUGCACAUAAUUGAGAUGAAUUCCCCACAAAUAAAGGGCGAAGAUGCCGAGCUCUGGCAAGCCUUCAUCGCCCGAGAGUUUCCUAACUGGCGAACAAAGAAUUACAUACCAAAGAACCCAAACAAGUGGUACGAAGUGUACCUAAAAUAUAAAUCCGAGCGGGAGGUGGAAAUUCUGCGUGACCGAGAAAACCUCAAGAAUUCGAUGAAUGCAUUGGCGCAGCACAAACAAAAUCAUCUCAGCAAAUUUGUAGAGCUCCGAGCUCUACCGAAGAUCCCAAGAGAAUAUGGAAUGCGGCCGAAUAAUGGAGGUGUUCCCUUGACCAAGGGAAGAGGGCUUCAAAAGUCUGCACCCAAUUCUUUGACUUGGAGUGGAGGGAGCAGAACGAAGAUGACGGAUGGUGCAAGUGUGCUGACGAGGGCACGUCGAGAAGCCAAGGAAAUAACUCAAAGAAGCAAGCUUGUUACACCAACAAGCAUGUUGUCGGGGCGACUCGGUCAAGUAGGAAGGGCACCUGCUGGAAUGGCCCAAGAAUACAAAAUUGCCAAUCAACCUGCAUUGAAGGUCUUGGCGAGACACAAGACAACAAGCAGACUUUCAGGUGGCACCAGUGGACUCUCACUUGAAGAUCGUGAAAAGAAAUUACGUGCUGCUAUGGUUAGCAAAAAGCCAGAUCCCAGUGCCCCCAAGGAGACAUAUGUUGGAUCAUCAGAUGACGAAACAUACGGCAACGAUGCGGACGACCUUUUCGAUGAGCCAGAAGAGGCCAGAUCAGUUCCCCGGGCAACUCGCCCACCACCUCCGUCUCGCAAGAUCAUCAAGCCAGUUGCACCAUCAAGUCGCCUUCGUUCUUCUUCCCCGCCCAAUAAGCCAAUAUCAAAGCCAUCUGGUGUUAUCUCCGGUAUAGUCAACAAUUCGAAAAGUUCUUUCUCUCCAGCAUCAUCUCGCACAAGUUCGGCACCACCAUCCCGUGCAGCCACGCCAAAGCCCAUGAUGCCCGCUCGCAGACGACCUGCCGAAGUCGACGUUUUCAAUCGUGGACCCAAGAAACCUAGAAGGUAA
Molecule: messenger RNA, 1203 nt
Organism: Sclerotinia borealis F-4128
Lineage: Eukaryota; Fungi; Ascomycota; Leotiomycetes; Helotiales; Sclerotiniaceae
Source: the annotation of a GenBank genome assembly